CUUUAGUCUCCCACCGCCCAAAAUGCACCCGCCUCCCGCUAGCCGCUGCUCGGACCUCCAACAAUUGCCCCCCGGCCCACCGGUCACCUGUACGGACGUCGGCCGCCACUGCCCAGCGGCACAGCCGCCGGCCACCCCCAUCCAGCGGCACACAUGAUUGCCCAUCUCAAUCGUCCAGUCAUGCGCCUGCUCGCCGCCGCCGUCCUCAAGCCUGCUCGCCACCGUCGUUCCCAAGUUUGCUCACCACCGCCGUCACCAAGCUUGUUCGUUGCCGCCGUCCCCAAGCUUGCUCGCCGCCGCCGUCCCCAAACUUGCUCGCCGCCGCCGUCCCACCACACAACCACCUCCUCGUUGCUUCCGUUAACCCGUGUGCCUUCUCACCCGCCACUUGAGAUUAGGUUGUGUGGGCUUCUUCUAUUUAAUGAAAUUAGAGUUUGCGAGCAUAUGGACCCACUGCCCCAUCAUCGACGUCGCCCCAGUAGUACCUUCGCCUGCCGCACAGCCGCCGACCACCACCGUCCAACCACAUAAUGUUGGAGACGAAACCUAGGUUAAAGACGAUUGAAGACAGUGUAUGAAUUUCUAGGACAGUGAGUAAUGAACGCAGUGAUUAAUUUGUAUUUAAUGCAGUGAAUAUGACAAGAAGUGACGUGGUAUGACAGAAACUCUAAAUAUUUAUAGAAAUUAGUUCAAAU
Cuscuta europaea is the source of this 695-nucleotide messenger RNA. NCBI's taxonomy places the organism in Eukaryota, Viridiplantae, Streptophyta, Magnoliopsida, Solanales, Convolvulaceae. The record is from the annotation of a GenBank genome assembly.